AUAACUAGCUAGUUAUGAGGUUGAGAACCUAUCUGGGCUGUAGUUAUACAGCGUUUAACGAAUCAGCAAGUCUGAAAUGUCCCAGUUUCCCGAUUAGCACGUAAACAAGCGGGGUUACCCCAUACUACCUGGACGGUAACACAUUGGUUAUGAAGGACAUCGUUGACCUGUUACCCUUAAAACAGUCGCAGUGACUCGACAAAAAAAUAAAUAAUUGUGCUCCGGGAAGAAAACUGUCAAAAACUUGUUUUUGGUUCCAUCGUGCUCUUUUACGUAGUCGACAGACAUUGAUUGACUAAAGUAUGUCCUGCACAUGCACAUCAUCGGCCGUGAGGAUAUUCUUGAAUUCAGCACACAGAGGACUGUCUGGUUCUCGUGUUCAACUGUAUGCUUUGAGCAGACCUAGUUCAUGUGAAGCUCACCUACAUCCCAGAGUCCGAGUGAGAUCCUUCCAUGAAACGGCAGUAUGUUUCGUUGCUAAAGAUGGAACAACCAAGGAUGGAUCCAGCGACGAUGGAAAGAAGAACCUCAGUGAAGGAAAGAGACCUUCGGCCUCUUCUGGUGGAUCAGGGAAGGGGGGUAACCAGCUGCACUGUCCCAAAUGUGGAGACCCAUGUACACAUGUGGAGACCUUUGUAUCGUCAACACGUUUUGUAAAGUGUGAGAAAUGCCAUCACUUUUUCGUGGUGCUCUCUGAGACGGACUCUAAGAAGGGUCUGAAUACAGAAGCAGAGUCGCCCCCUGAGGCUGUCAAAAUAGCCUUCACACAGAAACCUCCCCCGCCACCCAAAAAGAUCUAUGCCUACCUGGACAAGUACGUAGUGGGUCAGUCCUACGCUAAGAAGGUGCUGGCGGUAGCUGUGUAUAAUCACUACAAGAGAAUCUACAACAACAUCCCUGCUGGGAGCAGACAGGUGGAGGUGGAGAAGCAGGCCUCGCUCACACCACGAGAGCUAGAGAUGAGAAGACGGGACGAUGAGUACAGAUUCACGAAACUACUUCAGAUAGCAGGGAUCAGUCCCCAUGGCAACGCUCUGGGCGCCUCCGUGCAGCAGCAGGCCACUCGGGAGAAGAGAGGCGGGGACGUGUUAGACUCUACUCAUACUGACAUCAAACUGGAGAAGAGCAACAUCGUCCUGUUAGGCCCAACCGGAUCAGGAAAGACAUUGUUGGCCCAGACCCUGGCCAAGUGUCUAGAUGUACCUUUUGCCAUCUGUGAUUGUACCACCCUGACCCAGGCUGGCUAUGUGGGGGACGAUAUUGAGUCUGUUAUUGCUAAGCUGCUGCAGGAUGCAAACUACUCUGUGGAUAAAGCACAGCAAGGCAUUGUGUUUCUGGACGAGGUGGAUAAGAUCGGCAGUGUUCCUGGAAUCCACCAGCUCAGAGACGUAGGAGGAGAGGGUGUACAGCAGGGCCUGUUGAAACUCCUGGAGGGCACGAUCGUGAACGUUCCAGAGAAGAACUCCAGGAAGUUGAGAGGAGAGACUGUGCAGGUGGACACCACUAACAUCCUGUUCGUAGCGUCAGGAGCCUUCAACGGACUCGACAGAAUCGUCAGCAGACGAAAGAAUGAAAAGUACCUAGGCUUUGGCACACCAUCCAACAUGGGUAAGGGUCGCCGUGCGGCGGCAGCAGCCGACCAGGCUAACAGCAGCGAACAGACAGACAUGGUGGCAGAGAUCGAGGAGAAGGACCGUCUGCUGAAGCUCGUGGAGGCCCGGGACCUCAUUGAGUUUGGGAUGAUUCCGGAGUUUGUAGGGCGUCUGCCUGUGGUGGUGCCUCUACACAGUCUGGAUGAAGAGAUGCUGGUCCGUAUCCUGACAGAACCACGCAACGCCGUCAUACCCCAGUACCAGGCCCUGUUCAACAUGGACAAGUGUGAACUGAAUGUAACCACAGAUGCUCUGAGGGCUAUCGCCAAGCUGGCUCUGGAGAGGAAGACAGGAGCCCGAGGCUUGAGGUCCAUCAUGGAGAAGCUUCUUCUGGAGCCCAUGUUCGAGGUGCCAUGUUCAGACAUCAUGUCUGUGGAGUUAACCCAGGACGUCGUCCAGGGCGUAUCAGAGCCACAAUACGUCAGGGCUCCAGUGAAGGAGGAAGCCGAGGAGGAGUAUGACUCUGGUAUUGAAGAGGAGAACUGGCCCAGACAGGUGGACGCAGCAGCUAAUAACUGAUCUGAUCCACCUUGACCUUUUUUUACUGACACUCAUUUUCAAGAACCGCUACAGAAUUUCCACACAGUGAAAUCUAGAAUCAUUAGAACACCUUCUAGAACCUUUUUGGAAGCCAGUUGUGGGUUCCUUGAGUUCCAGCCCCCCAGCUACUGAAUCUACAACAUGAAGAAACCCUUUCUCUCUCUCUGUGUGUUUUCAUAAGGAACAACUAGGAUGUGAGAUCUGUAAAUACCUGUUGGUCCUGUGAAUCAAAUGGUAGUUGUUUAGUUACGAAUGAAGGGCCACUAACAACGUGGACCUUUUUUUUUAUAGUAUAUUUUCCAUCUUUGGGGAUUGCCUUUUAUCUAUCUUAAGAGAAUGCAAUUUGUAUUUUAAAUAGGUGAUUGUGUUCUUUCCUAUUGUGUUGUGAUGGCAGGUUGAAGUGGCAAAGGAAACACAUAUAACAUGAAUGGGAUCAGCCAUGGAAGCAAGUGAUUGGGAUCAGCCAGGGAAACAAGUGAUUGGGAUCAGCCAGGGAAACACAUAUAACAUCAAUGGGAUCAGCCAGGGAAACAAGUAUAAUGUGAAUGGGAUCAGCCAGGGAAACAAGUAUAAUGUGAAUGGGAUCAGCCAGGGAAACAAGUAUAACGUGAAUGGGAUCAACCAGGGAAACAAGUAUAAUGUGAAUGGGAUCAGCCAGGGAAACAAGUAUAAUGUGAAUGGGAUCAGCCAGGGAAACAAGUAUAACGUGAAUGGGAUCAGCCAGGGAAACAAGUAUAACGUGAAUGGGAUCAACCAGGGAAACAAGUAUAACGUGAAUGGGAUCAGCCAGGGAAACAAGUAUAACAUGAAUGGGAUCAGCCAGGGAAACAAGUAUAACGUGAAUGGGAUCAGCCAGGGAAACAAGUAUAACGUGAAUGGGAUCAGCCAGGGAAACAAGUGAUUGGGAUCAGCCAGGGAAACAAGUAUAACGUGAAUGGGAUCAGCCAGGGAAACAAGUAUAACGUGAAUGGGAUCAGCCAGGGAAACAAGUAUAACGUGAAUGGGAUCAGCCAGGGAAACAAGUAUAACGUGAAUGGGAUCAGCCAGGGAAACAAGUAUAACGUGAAUGGGAUCAGCCAGUUCACAUUGUUGAACUUAUUUUACUGAUUACAUUAUGUCAGGAAAACUUAAUCAAGUCCAGUAGUAUUUGAACCCAGGUCUGGUCACCAGAGCAUAAUAAUAUUAUAUAAUAUAUAUAAUACACAUAAUAUUCCAUAAUAAUAUAUAUAAUACACAUAAUAUUCCAUGAUGAGCAUAUUGUUUUUCUAUGGUGUUAAAUUACUGCAACAACAAAACAAACAAAAACCAUUCUGCCACUAAUUGAAGUCCAUAUCUCCUCGUAUCCACCAUGAUACUAACGGUGGGUUCAUAAUGAACUGUGUAUGUUUAAACAUCAGGGCUGCUGAGUUAAUGUUGAUGAUCGUGUAUUACAGGAACACGCCUGUAAUAGUGAUUAUCAGUGUACUACACGCUACACCGGCACACUGAACAGUACGGGCUUGAGUCCAAAAUGGUACCCUAUUCGUCUAGGGCCCUCUGAUCAAAAGUAGUGCACUAUAUAGGGAAUAGGGUGCCAUUUCAGACGCUGAAUGUUUUGAUUGUAGUAGUGACAUAAAAAUAAAAAAAACGUCAAUGGUUAUUUUGCUUGUCUACUGUCUCUAACCUCACAGGAUUACCGUUGGAUCAAUAUCAAGUAAGGUCAAAGGGCCGGUAUUCAAAACAAAAUGGGGUUUGUGUUGCUGAUCCAGGACCAGGUCCCACUUGUCCAUAUAAUAGUAUUUAUUACAAUCUAAAAGGCUACACUGGUCCAAGAUCAGUUCUCUGAAUAUGGUUUUCCCUUUGCUCUGGUUCGGGCUUUACAAAUCCCCACCUCACCUUCUGUAGUUAUGCUUCAUUAUGUCACGUUACUAAAAGCAACAAAGUCUUUACUACUUCUGUUCACACUGAACCAUGCUGUUCAAUGUCCUCGUAAUGCUGUAUGUACACUAAUAGUAAUAGAUGAACAUUCAUCAGGUUUCUACCUUAUUUGUGUUUGCUUUCAGUCCCCCCCCCCCCAGUCAACGCUCUCCUCAAAGCUAAAUGAUAACAUGUAAAACACCCCAGUUGUGAUUGUUUUAAAUAUCAUAAAUAAAAUGUAUAUCUCUCUUACUGUCAA
This is a messenger RNA of Salmo salar (Atlantic salmon), 4347 nucleotides long. The record is from RefSeq and is a predicted model, not a curated record. Lineage: Eukaryota; Metazoa; Chordata; Actinopteri; Salmoniformes; Salmonidae.